Dermochelys coriacea (leatherback sea turtle) is the source of this 3463-nucleotide messenger RNA. RefSeq names its product tsukushi, small leucine rich proteoglycan (gene TSKU). The record is from RefSeq and is a predicted model, not a curated record. Lineage: Eukaryota; Metazoa; Chordata; Testudines; Dermochelyidae. Bases 235 to 1293 code for a protein of 352 amino acids. The transcript is spliced from 2 exons. Gene Ontology annotation, molecular function: protein binding.
CCCGAAAGCAGAGCAGCCCGGAGGCCGGAGGGGCCGCGCCUUCGGCCCGGGCGCAGCACCGCCGCGCGCCGCAGACGUUCCCUGGGGUCAGAACUUCGCCUGGCUGGGAGCUGGACGCGCCCCGCGAAGCCGGGCACUUUCGAGACGCUCCCCGGAGCGGGGAAGGGGGGCUGCCGCCCGGCGGCGACCGCUCCACGCUCGCACGCUGCAGGAGGCGGAGGCGAGGGUUCAGCAAUGCCUCUGUCAGCCUGGUUCAGCCUGCUGCUUCUCGUUCUUUGUAUUGGUACUACCAAAACCUGCUCCCCAGGAUGCCACUGUGAAGUGGAGAGUUUUGGUCUCUUUGACAGCUUUAGCUUGACCAAGGUGGAUUGCAGUGGAAUAGGCUCACACAUUGUUCCUGUCCCUAUCCCGCUGGAUACUUCCUAUUUGGAUCUAUCCUCAAACAAACUGGAAACCAUCAAUGAGUCAAUGCUGACCGGCCCUGGUUAUACCACUUUGGUGAGCCUUGACCUGAGCUAUAAUAAAAUUGCUAAGAUCUCUUCCACGACCUUCUCCAGGCUCAGGUAUCUGGAAUCCUUGGAUCUGAGUCAUAACUCUUUGGCAGUCCUUCCAGAUGAAUGCUUCCCCAGUUCACCCCUGGGGGACAUAGAUUUGAGCAACAACAACCUCUUGGAUAUAACGUUAGAUGUCUUUGCUUCCAAAAGUCAAGGGAAAGCCAUUAACGUGGAUCUGUCCAACAACAUGAUAAGCGCAGUCACAAGACACCAUGACAAAAACAUCCCCAACAUCCAGAGCUUAAAUCUGUCUGGAAACAGACUGAAGUCUGUACCAAACCUCCAAGGGAUUCCCCUGCGAUACUUAAAUCUCGAUGGGAACCCUCUGGCCAAGAUUGAGAAAGGAACUUUCGUGGAACUGAAGGAUUUAAUUCAUUUAUCUCUCAGCAGCUUACGUGGCUUUAGAGAGAUCUCUCCGUACAGCUUCAAAGAACUACCCAACCUCCAGGUACUCGAUUUAUCCGGCAACUCCAACCUUAAGUUGUUCAGUGCUGAAGUAGUGUUCGGUCUAAGCUCCUUGCAAGAGCUCAACCUGUCCAGUACAAGUGUUUCCUUCUUGCCAAAGACUGUGCUGAAAUACUUACCUACCAUCAAAAGCAUUACCUUGGGGAAGAAUGUACAGUGUCUUAAGGUGACCAAGGAAGGACAGUAUCACCAACAAAUGGGGCUGACCAAAAAAGAGGUCCUCAGUUGUCAUGACAGCCAUGGGUCAGUAGCAGCAGCACCCUAUGUCUCGUGAUAUAGGUUGAGGGGAAAGGGCUGAGGGAGAUUGUACAGCUAUCUGGACUGAAAUGACCUGCCGCGUGCCUUUCGUAAAUAAUUUUGUUAAUAAUUUAUACAUUUGUAUAUGCCAAUACUUGACGGUGUGUGUCUUUUAAAUUCCGUAUUAUUGCCCACCGUUUUCUGCCACGCGUCGGCUGCUGCCUCUUGAUUCCUGCAAGCAUUUGCAAAUGAUCGGUGCGGCAUGGCAGCCCCAAACAGAGUUCGCUGUGAAUGGGGACCAAGUGGGGUUGCUGUUUUGAAUUUCUGAGGAAGGGCAGAAUAUCUGGUGAGAAAAUGCAUUUGGCCCAGGCUUAUUUGCAGGAGCAAAGGUAGCCCUGUCUACGGCAUACAGCAAAAUGUGUUAACUCCACAGUCAUUUGCUUACAAAUCCAUGCUUUAUCUAUUCUUUUUUUCUCCCAAGAAGUGCCUUCCAGAUACUGCCUUCAUUAGCAGUGCCCUGCUCAUUUUCAUGCUCUUUCAGACUGAAGACACUGUACUAAGCAAACCUGAGUACAGGGUAUUUCUAGUGCUUGGCUGCUGUGUGCAUAAAAGUGCAAUGAACACUUGGUACUUGGACCAUUUUUCCCCAUCUCACCCUGAUCCUUUCCGCACAGGAUUGCAUUAGAUCCUGCGCUGGAAAUCCUGGGGGCCUUCUGAUGCAGAUGUGUUGAACCUUAGUGUGUUGAACCUUAGCAAGUGUUCAAACUCAGCGCUGUGCCAUUCGAAGGACUGAAGGCUGUUUCCGUGGACCCGGUUGCUGUCCAUAUGGCUGAACAGAGCCCGCUUGCGAUAAGGGCAGGUUGUCUGGGAGUCAGGCUCCAGCAGGGUAAAUUAGAUUGAGCGGUGAAAGGGAAAGCACAUGUAAACUAAAUUAAAAACUCCCUCCCUUUCUUGGGCAUUUAAAGAAUACUUGAUGAAGCUCCUUAUCUUGAUAACCUUAUCAAACCCAGACGUAAGCCCAUGGGACUGAGAAGAAGCUGUUUCCUCUCUGACUUCCCCAGCCUAAUAAGAACAUGUGUGACGCAGCUGUGCUGUUUAAUGCAAUUUCAGGCCAGAAGAUGUAGGAAGGGAGGAGGGAGAAUGCUCCAGCCCCAAAGCCUGGGGCUACUGACACCCGCUGUUUAAUAGAACAAGGUAGUAGCAUGCUUGCCUGUCUGGGAAAGGAUCCUUUCCGGGGCCUGCUGCUCUGUGUCGUUCUUUCCACUCUCAUGCUUGGCUUCUUGGCAGCUAACUGAAGUCUUGGGAGCACAGAGCAGUUUGUGUCGGCUUUACUCAAUUGCCUGCAUGCUGAAUUUGGCAGAGGGAAAACAAAGCAGGAGCAAAGGGAAUGGGAGCGGCAGAUGCCUCAGGCAGUGAGACAACACAUGAGAACUGGUGGUAAGGGAGCGACGCGCGCAGCUCGAACAACUGGGGGGGAAGAAAGAUGCUACAAGAGAACCAGUCUCCUGCUCUGUGAAUUCAAUGGGGAACUUUGAGCCAUGUCCUCAGAGAAACUCAGCCUGGAUGGAGUUGUUUGCUACCCCAGGCCUGAAUCUGGCACACUCUUCCUUGGUAUGGGGAGGGCAGAGGGAGACAGCAUGGGCAGAAUCUGCUCUCAGCUGCACUAGUCGAAGAGCUUGUCCGAUGGUGGCUGUAGACAAGAAGGAAAAUGUGAAAGGCAGGGAGUACACUAGCAGAUUCUGCAGGGGAUCGGGCGGUAAAUGCACUAUCCUCAAGAAGUGGGCGUGGGAAGACCAUAAGAAGUAGGUUAGAUACAUCUGAUCUCAACAAUAUGUAAUUGUUGAGUAGAUUCCAAUCUGUCAGAGGAGGAGGGGUGAAAAUCGAGUACACUUCAUAGUGGAACAGCUUGCGUUCUGAAUCAAAGACACUGCAGUAUCAUCCAUGGAAUCCAGAAAGAGCUAUAUCUUCCCAGUUACAUCUUCGAGAGUAUUUUACGAACUGAAAUUACGCUGCCCCACACCAGCUAUGUGUGGUGAUGGUAGAAAACUUUUGAGCAAAUCAAAGCCUGUCACUGCCUUGGCAGGGCCAGAUUCCCACCUGGUGCAAUACACUGACCUACACCAGCUAGGACCUGGCCUUGGAUUUCCAAGUAGCUUCUCCAAUGGUUUUAUUCUGUCUCUUAUCAUUGUGAUUAGCCUUGUUAGUCU